Alternaria arborescens is the source of this 1257-nucleotide messenger RNA. RefSeq lists its product as hypothetical. The transcript has a single exon. Gene Ontology annotation, molecular function: nucleic acid binding; zinc ion binding. The record is from RefSeq and is a predicted model, not a curated record. Lineage: Eukaryota; Fungi; Ascomycota; Dothideomycetes; Pleosporales; Pleosporaceae. The coding region runs from base 1 to 1257 and encodes 418 amino acids.
AUGGUCCUCGCCAUGGCCGACGACAGCCUGCCGUAUGACGGUGUGGCGUACAACAGCGAGAAAUACGAGAGCCGAGUUCACCGUGAGCUCGAGGCCGACGAGGCCGAAAGUACUUUCCAGGACUCCAGAAUCGACGAGGGCGAUUCGGACGGUGUCCAGCUACUUCAGCUCAGUCCCCUCGCUCAGCUCGUUGACGACCUCACCUUCAACAUGGUCAACAUUCCCGCUCCUCCCUGGUUCAUCAACCUUGACUUUGGUGCGGUCUUCGCCGAACGCCCUUCUUACGACAGCAUCGCUGCUUGCUCGCCUCUGACCUUCCCUCCCAACCUCUAUGAGGUAUUCACUUCCUCCACACCUCCUUCGAUCGACUAUUUCAAGUCGUUACCUCCAGCCACUCCCACGCUAUGGGGCAUCUACGCGAUCGUCAUGGCAAAGUCUGGCUGUGAGGAUGGUCUAUACAUUGGCUCUGGGACGAACAGUGACCAUGGUGUCCUUGUUAGGGUCAACCAGUACAAGCCAGGCGGUAGUGCGCUACCUCGCUUCGUCAAAAGGGCUUUCGAGCAAGGCUACCACGUCGCACACCGUGGCCUACUCUGCUCUUCACCUCUACCUACCCCAGGCCUUGCUCCAAGGGUGAGAGCCCGCUUCCUAGCCCUCGAAGCUCUCUUCACUGCUCUGUUCUUUGCCUCCAUCCCCGCCAUCACCGACUCAUACUUCGAGCAUCUCCUUCUGUGGGAGCGAGACAUAGUCACAUGGAAACCCUUAUGCUCUCACUUGCCCCUCAACGAGGGCAUAAUGGGUGACCUUCACAUGAGUAUCGAGGAGCUCGAAUUGGUCGCUGCUAAGCGCCGGGAAAGGGCUUCCUCACCCACUCGUCUGGCUGUGUUUGCAAGGCGAUCCGCCAGGAACAGGGAGGAGGCCAAGGCUACCGGCAUGUACCACUGUGAUGUCUGCGACAUCGAUUUGCAGGGUCCGCUAGCACUCGACAAGCACUUGAAGUCCACCUGGCAUGCUGAUCGGGUGGCUGGCGUCCCGAUACCCGAUCCUCACAAGUACAACGACAACCUCAAAGCUCAGCGUGCUGCCCGCAAAGCGAACAAGGAACACUGGUGCUCGGUCUGCAACAAGGGCUUCGGCGAAGACUGGUCCCUCACACGCCAUAAGGAAGGCACCCGUCACAAGGCCCGCGCGAAGAAGGCCCGUGAGAAGAAGGCCCGCUCGAAAGGGCUUUCCGAGAAAGGGCUUUCCGGGCUCUAA